UGUGGGGGUGCCCCGAUGUUGGGGUUCCCUGGCGUUGGGGGUCCCGCUGUGGGGAUCCCGCUGUGGGGUCCCCGAUGUUGGGGUCCCACUGUGGGGGUCCCUGACGUUGGGGUCCCCGCGGGGGUCCCAGACGCCGAGCAGGUGGGCAGCGUGGGGCUCGUGGAGAUGCUGCACCGCUCCAACCUGCUGGCCAUCGUGGGGGGCGGCAGCCAGCCCAAGUUCCCCGACGCCUCAGUGCUGAUCUGGGACGAUGCCCGCGAGGGGAAGGACAAGCUGGUGCUGGAGUUCAGCUUCCCCAAACCCGUGCUGGCCGUGCGCAUGCGGCACGACAGGCUGCUGGUGGCUCUGCAGAGCCGCCUGUACGUGUUCUCCUUCCCCCACCGGCCCACCAAGCUCUUCGAGUUCGACACCCGCGACAACCCCAAAGGGAUCGUGGAUCUGUGUCCCAGUUUGGAGCGGGCCCUACUGGUGUUCCCGGGGCACAAGUGUGGCAGCCUGCAGCUGGUGGACCUGGGCUCGGCCAAGCCGGGCACGUCCUCGGCGCCGGUGACGAUCAACGCGCACCAGAGCGAGGUGGGCUGCGCCGCGCUGAGCCCCCCGGGCAGCCUGGUGGCCUCGGCCUCGCGCCGGGGGACCCUGAUCCGCCUCUUCUGCACCCAGAGCCGCGCGCGCCUGCUGGAGCUGCGCCGGGGCACCGACCCCGCCACGCUCUACUGCCUGGCCUUCAGCCCCGACUGCUCCUUCCUGUGCGCGGCCAGCGACAAAGGCACGGGGCACGUCUUCGCGCUGCGGGACACGCGCCUCAACCGGCGCUCGGCGCUGGCGCGCGUGGGCAAGGUGGGCCCGGUGCUCGGCCCCUACGUGGAGUCCCAGUGGUCCCUGGCGAGCUUCACCAUCCCGGCCGAGGCGCCCGGCGUGUGCGCCUUCGGCAGGGCCGGCCGCAGCCCCAGCUCCGUCAUCGCCGUGUGUGUGGACGGCACCUUCCACAAGUACGUGUUCAGCCCCGACGGGAACUGCAACCGCGAGGCCUUCGACGUCUUCCUGGACAUCUGCGACGAUGACGACUUCUGACCCCCUCCCGGGCCCCCCCCGGGCCCCCCCGAGCCGGGGGACCCCCAAAACCCGGCGGCCCACCGA
This is a messenger RNA of Onychostruthus taczanowskii (white-rumped snowfinch), 1137 nucleotides long. It is a transcript of the gene WDR45, whose product is annotated as WD repeat domain 45. The coding region runs from base 16 to 1071 and encodes 351 amino acids. The record is from RefSeq and is a predicted model, not a curated record. The transcript is spliced from 8 exons. Gene Ontology annotation, cellular component: phagophore assembly site membrane; extrinsic component of membrane; cytosol. Gene Ontology annotation, molecular function: protein binding; phosphatidylinositol-3-phosphate binding; phosphatidylinositol-3,5-bisphosphate binding. Lineage: Eukaryota; Metazoa; Chordata; Aves; Passeriformes; Passeridae. Gene Ontology annotation, biological process: protein lipidation; autophagy of mitochondrion; nucleophagy.